UAGAACCACUUCCCCACUGUUUUUCAAAUCGAUACGUCAUUAUCAAACAUUGAUUUGAAAUUCACUUUGUUUUGUUUAGUUCUGAAAAAUGUUUUCUAAGGAAACCAUACUCAUCCUAGGUCUCUUGACCAUGGUUGCUCUUAUAUCCUCUAACGUGACAGCUAGAAACCUUGCUGAGACCUCCCCAAUGUCUACAACGGGUGAAGUUGCUAAAGAGAAAAAAGUGAGUGAUGUGAAAUAUGAACAAAAUCCAAGUCAUGGGGUUUGUUCAACGUCAAAUUGCUUUGGUUGGGGCAUUCCAGGUUUUGGUAGUAUCUUCCCUGGAUGGGGUAUCCCUAUUGGUGGUGGUGGGCCUGGAGUUGGUGGACCAGGAAUGGGCAAGCCUGGUGGUGACGGACCCGGAGGUGGUGGCGGACCCAAAGGUGGUACAGGGUCUGGUGGUGGUGGACCCGUAGGUGGUGGUUAUGGAGGCGGGCCUGGAGGUGGUGCAGGGCCUGGUGGUGGUGCAGGUCCUAGUGGUGGCGGAUCCGGAGGUGGUGCAGGUCCUGGUGGUGGUGGACACGAAGGUGGUACAGGACCUGGUGGUGGCGGACCUGUAGGCGGCGGUUACGGAGGCGGGCCCGGAGGUGGUGCAAGUCCAGGUGGUGGUGAAUCUGGAGGUGGUGCAGGACCUGGUAGUGGCGGUUAUGGAGGUGGGCCUGGAGGUGGUGCAGGGUCUGGUGGCGGUGGCGGGCCCGGAGGUGGUACAGGGCCUGGUGGUGGUGGUUAUGGAGGUGGGCCUGGAGGUGGUGUAGGGCCUGGUGGUGGUGGCGGACCUGGAGGUGGUGCAGGUCCUGGUGGUGGCGGACCCGGAAAUGGUACAGGGCCUGGUGGUGGUGGUUAUGGAGGUGGCCCUGGAGGUGGUGCAGGGCCUGGUGGUGGUGGCGGGCCCGGAGGUGGUACAGGGCCUGGUGGUGGUGGUUAUGGAGGUGGGCCUGGAGGUGGUGUAGGGCCUGGUGGUGGUGGCGGACCUGGAGGUGGUGCAGGUCCUGGUGGUGGUGGACCCGGAGGUGGUAUAGGGCCUGGUAGCGGUGGUUAUGGAGGUGGGCCUGGAGGUGGUGUAGGACCUGGUGGUGGUGGCGGACCCGGAGGUGGGACAGGGCCUAGUGGUGGCAGUUAUGGAGGUGGGCCUGGAGGUGGUGUAGGGCCUGGUGGUGGCGGACCCGUAGGUGGUGGUUAUGGAGGCGGGCCUGGAGGUGGUGCAGGGUCUGGCGGUGGCAGUUAUGGAGGUGGGCCUGGAGGUGAUGCAGGUCCUGGUGGUGGUGGACCCGGAGGUAGUGCAGGGCCUGGCAGUGGUGGUUAUGGAGGUGGGCCUGGAGGUGAUAUAGGUCCUGGUGGUGGUGAACCAGGAAGUGGUGCAGGGCCUGGCAGUGGUGGUUAUGGAGGUGGGCCUGGAGGUGAUGCAGGUCCCGGUGGUGGUGGACCAGGAGGUGGUGCAGGACCUGGUGGUGGUGAACCAGGAAGCGGUGCAGGGCCUGGCAGUGGCGGUUAUGGAGGUGGUCCUGGAGGCGGUGUAGGUCCUGGUGGUGGUGGACCAGGAGGUGGUGCAGGUCCUGGUGGCGGCGGACCCGGAAGUGGUGCAGGGCCUAGUGGUGGUGGACCCGGAGGUGGCAGUUAUGGAGGCGAGCCUGAUGGUGGUGAACCCGGAGGUGACGGUUAUGGAGGCGGGCCUGGAGGUGGUGCGGGUCCUGGUGGUGGCGGACCUAAAGAUGGUGGUUUUGGAGGUGGGCCUUAUGGUGGGUACGGUCCAAGAUCUCAUGGGUUUGGAGUGAAGCCAUAUUCCAAAGACUUGAAUUAGAGAUAUUUUAUCAAUAUAUAAUAAUUAUGUUUAUUAUGUGAUAGUGUCACAGUGUUUGUUCUUCUUUCAUAUUUGUGUUGCUAUUAAACUGGUUAUUCUUAUUA
Messenger RNA from Glycine soja, 1941 nucleotides. RefSeq names its product glycine-rich cell wall structural protein-like. Lineage: Eukaryota; Viridiplantae; Streptophyta; Magnoliopsida; Fabales; Fabaceae. The record is from RefSeq and is a predicted model, not a curated record. The transcript has 2 exons. Bases 89 to 1837 code for a protein of 582 amino acids.